AUGACCCGUCCUGACUGGACGCAAAAGCAGAAUGUCUCGGCGCUGGCCGUCGAGAUGGUAGAGGUUUCUGCUAUGAAGGACCCGGUUGAUCUUAACAAGGAGCUCCCUAACCAUCCUGAGCUGCCUGAUGCUGCUUACCACCUUCUACCUGACGACAAAGAUGGAACGAGUCCACUCUCCGAAGAGGAUGCCGCCUAUGCACACCUGCCUCACGAUGAAAAGCACAUACUGAAGAGUCAGCUGGACCAACCAAAUCCCAAGGUCUCUUUAUUUGGGCUUUACAAGUUUGCAUCUCGUCGCGAUCUGAUCAUUGUGACUAUCAGUGCAUUAUGUGCAAUCACUGCUGGCAUUGCGCAACCUCUGUUCGCACUUAUUUUCGGUUCGAUGAGCUCCAACCUUUCCAAAGCUUCUGGUGGUGCCAUGGAUAAAGAGGCUUUUAUGCGCGAGCUCAAUCACAAUGUUCUAUACUACGUUUUUUUGGGAUUUGGCGAGUUUAUCACUGUGUACAUCAGCAUGGUUGGUUUUAUGCAUACGGGUGAGCACAUCACCCAGCAAAUCCGGGAGAAGUACCUUGAAGCUAUUCUGCGCCAGAAUAUUGGCUACUUUGAUAAGCAAGGCACCGGUGAGAUCACAACUCGCAUUACUGGAGAUACAAACCUGAUCCAGGAGGGUAUCUCAGAGAAGGUUGGCCUGACCUUGACGGCUAUCUCCACCUUUAUUACUGCCUUUAUUGUCGCCUACUGCAAGUACGCCAAGCUGGCCGGUAUUUGUACCUCGACAGUGGUAGCCAUGGUACUGCUGGGGUCAAUCGGAUCACGCUUCAUUGUCAAAUAUAGCGAGCUUUCUCUGCAGAGCUACAGUGCUGGUGGCACUGUUGCCGAAGAAGUGAUCAGCUCAAUACGCAACGCCACCGCGUUCGGCACUCAGGACAAGCUUGCGCGACAGUAUGAGGGUCAUUUAAAGAUGGCUGAGCGGUGGGGGAUACGGAUGCAGACAGCCGUGGGGCUCUUGGUUGCUGUCAUGUUCUCUAUCAUGUUUCUGAACUAUGGCCUGGGCUUCUGGAUGGGAUCUCAAUUCCUAGUCAAGGGUGAAAUCGACGUCGGAGCCGUUCUCACUAUUGUGAUGGCCAUUCUCACGGGCUCCUUUAGUCUAGGUAACAUCAGCCCUAACGCUCAAGCCUUCACCAAUGCCGUGGCCGCUGCCACUAAAAUAUUCGGUACGAUCGAGCGCAAUUCCCCGCUCGACCCGACUUCUGAUGAGGGUCUUUGCCUGCCCUCCAUCAAUGGGGAUAUCCGCUUCAACAACGUCAAACAUAUCUACCCCUCCCGUCCUGAUGUGACGGUUAUCAAGGAAAUGAAUUUAACAUGUCCCGCGGGCACCGUCACUGCUCUAGUUGGGCCUUCAGGUUCUGGCAAGUCCACCGCAGUGGGACUGAUUGAGCGAUUUUACUUACCUGUCAGCGGAACUGUAUCCCUCGACGGCCAUGAUCUCCGAGAUCUUAACCUAAGAUGGUUGCGCCAACAGAUCUCUUUAGUGAGCCAGGAGCCUGUUCUCUUUAGAUCCAGCAUAAGCCAAAAUAUUCGCUACGGUCUGAUUGGUACCCGUCACGAAUAUAAGCCCGAAUGGAGGAUCCGGGAGCUGAUUGAGAACGCUGCUAAGAUGGCUAACGCCCAUGAUUUCAUCACCGCUCUUCCCGAGGGAUACGAAACAAAUGUUGGCCAGAGUGGCUUUCUGUUAUCUGGUGGACAAAAGCAGCGUAUCGCAAUUGCCCGAGCUGUUGUGUCGAAUCCCAAAAUUCUUCUGCUGGAUGAGGCGACCUCUGCCCUGGAUACAAAGUCUGAGGGCGUAGUGCAAGCUGCCCUUGAUAAGGCUGCCGAGGGGCGCACUACGAUCGUCAUUGCCCACCGACUAUCUACCAUUAAGAACGCCAACAAUAUUGUCGUGUUCGUCAAGGGCGAGAUCCAAGAGCAAGGCACCCACGAAGAGCUGCUUAGAAAGAGGGGUCAUUACCAUACUUUGGUCGCGGCCCAGCACAUUGCCGAAAAAAAGGAUGAGCAAUCGGACCCUGACAUGUUUAUCGAGCAGUCCCAGCCUCGAUACAAGUCUAUAUGGCGUGCGUCGAUGGCAGAUCCUUCUUCUAUGUUCCGUCGCGGAUCAGUAGCUCGCCGUGGUUCUAUUUUGCGCCAGGGGUCUAUUGUUCGCCAUGGAUCCGUGAUGCGCAAAGGCUCCGUUAUUCUUCAUGACACUCUUAGUCGCCACGGCUCUGUGGCCAGAAAUGGCCCCAUAGCUCAUCCUUGCCCGGCAUUACGCCCUCAGUCGAUGUUUAACCCUGGCAUACGUGGGUCAUGGAAUCGUGGCUCGUUGAUACGUCCACCUACCUUCUAUCCUGAUAAUAAUCAACGUGCUACUAUGUUGCUUCGCCCUGAAGAUCGUGCUGCCCUCGGUCUGUUCUCGCAAGAUAUCUCGAAAACUAUGGAUUCGAUCCGGCCUGUCAACCCAACUGAAUACCUGCGCCACAGCUUCAUCAGCAUGCAAGCAGCUGAUGAUGACUCCAAUUCCAGCUUCAUUCUUGCGGAAGAAGAAGUCGAGGAAUCCCAGCAAUACUCCCUAUUCUCCCUGAUUCAAUUUACCUUUGGAUUCAACGCGGAUCAGUGGAAGGUCCUGACGGUUGGAUUUAUCGCUGCAAUGCUCGCUGGCUGUGGUCAGCCUAUUCAAGCUUUCUUGUACUCGCACGCAAUCGAGGCUAUCUCCCUCCCUCCGAAUAAGUACACCGAGCUUCGCUCUGAUGUCAACUUCUGGUCCUUAAUGUUCUUGGUAACUGGAAUCGCUCAGUUAUUUACACAUGGAACCAUGGGUGUCUGCUUUGCGUACUGCUCUGAGCGCUUGAUUUACAACGCCCGUAGCAAGGCUUUUCGCGCCAUACUCCGCCAAGACAUGAACUUUUUCGAUCGCGAGGAGAACAGCGUCGGUGCUCUGACAUCUUUCCUUUCGACGCAAACCAAAUCGCUCGCUGGUAUUAGCGGUCAGACCUUGGGGACCAUUCUAUCAUGCAGCACCACUUUGGUCGUCAGCAUAACAAUUGGUCUUGCUUUCAGCUGGAAACUAGCUCUGGUUGUCAUGUGUGGUGUCCCUGUUCUCCUGGCAUGUGGCUACUACCGGUUUGAGAUGCUUGCCAAAUUCCAGAGCCGCUCUAAGGAAGUGUAUGCGCAGUCUGCUGCUUAUGCCUGUGAAGCUACUUCCUCCAUUCGUACCGUCGCUGCGCUUACCCGUGAGGAUGAUGUGGCAAGGCACUUCCAUGAGCAACUGGAGGCUCAAACCCGUAGGAGUCUUAUUGCUGUUGCCAAAUCUUCGACUCUCUAUGCUGCUUCUAUGGCCAUGGUUUUCUUCUGUGUUGCUCUCGGUUUUUGGUGGGGUGGUACUCUUGUAUCUCGUGGUGACCUUGACCUUCUAGGAUUCUUCGUCUGCUUCACCGAGAUCUUAUUUGGUGCUCAAUCGGCUGGUAUGGUGUUCUCCUUCUCCCCUGACAUGGGAAAAGCCAAGAACGCCGCCAUCCAGACCCGUAUUCUCCUAGAGCGCGAGCCGCCCAUCGACACCUGGUCCGAAGAGGGCGAGCGUGUCUGGAAGAUGCAGGGUGAGGUUGAAUUCCGUGAUGUUCAUUUUUGCUACCCCACUCGUCCGGAGCAGCCUGUUCUGCGCGGUCUGGAUCUGACUGUCAAACCUGGUCAAUAUGUCGCGCUAGUCGGACCCUCUGGAUGUGGAAAAAGCACCACUAUCUCUCUAUUGGAGCGCUUUUAUGACUGCUUGGAUGGCGGUGUGUACGUUGAUGGCCGCAAUAUUGCCGACCUAAACGUCAAGUCCUAUAGAGAGCACCUUGCCUUGGUUAGCCAAGAGCCUACUCUCUACCAAGGUACUAUAAAGGAUAAUAUCAUGAUGGGUGUUGGGCGACGCCACGCGACUGAUGCGGACGUCGAGCAGGCUUGCCGUGAUGCUAACAUCUACGACUUCAUCACGUCCCUCCCUGAGGGUUUCAACACCGUCGUUGGCAACAAAGUGUUAUCUGGUGGUCAAAAGCAGCGCAUAGCCAUUGCUCGAGCUCUUUUGCGCCGCCCCAAGAUCUUAUUGCUGGAUGAAGCUACGUCGGCUCUUGAUUCUGAAUCCGAGAAGAUUGUGCAGAGUGCCUUAGACGCUGCUGCUAAGGGUCGCACCACCAUCGCCGUUGCACACCGUCUGAGCACGAUCCAGAAUGCCGACAUCAUCUACGUGUUUGAAGAUGGCAAGAUUGCAGAGGCCGGAAACCACAUCGAGCUGAUGAGGAAGAGGGGCCGUUACUUUGAGCUUGUCAACCUUCAGAGCCUGGAAAAGGCAGAAUAG
Messenger RNA from Penicillium odoratum, 4371 nucleotides. It is a transcript of the gene mdr1, whose product is annotated as ABC multidrug transporter Mdr1. The transcript has 2 exons. Lineage: Eukaryota; Fungi; Ascomycota; Eurotiomycetes; Eurotiales; Aspergillaceae. The record is from RefSeq and is a predicted model, not a curated record. Gene Ontology annotation, cellular component: membrane. Bases 1 to 4371 code for a protein of 1456 amino acids. Gene Ontology annotation, biological process: transmembrane transport. Gene Ontology annotation, molecular function: ATP hydrolysis activity; ABC-type transporter activity; ATP binding.